AUGACUGAUUUGCUUCUCGAGAAGCUAUACAACAUGGGCGUUAUACCGACAAGGAAAAGCUUGGCUUUAACUGAUCGGUUAUCAGUUUCCUCCUUCUGUAGGCGUAGGCUAUCGACAGUACUGGUUCACCUCAAGUACGUAGAGCACUUGACAGAAGCAGUGACAUAUACAGAGCAAGGACACAUCCGUGUAGGACCAGACACAAUCACUGAUCCAGCUUUCUCAGUAACUCGGAACAUGGAAGACUUCCUCACUUGGGUUGAUUCCUCCAAGAUUAAACGCAAAGUUCUUCAGUACAAUGACAAAUUAGAUGACUACGAACAUGCUUGCUUAAGAACUUUUUCAAUUUUCCCAAACUAUAUUCCCUUUAACCAAUCAUCAAAUAUUUUGCAAUAG
Eruca vesicaria subsp. sativa (arugula) is the source of this 396-nucleotide messenger RNA. The record is from the annotation of a GenBank genome assembly. NCBI's taxonomy places the organism in Eukaryota, Viridiplantae, Streptophyta, Magnoliopsida, Brassicales, Brassicaceae.